Molecule: messenger RNA, 759 nt
Organism: Aspergillus chevalieri
Lineage: Eukaryota; Fungi; Ascomycota; Eurotiomycetes; Eurotiales; Aspergillaceae
Product: bZIP transcription factor
Exons: 2
Coding region: 1-759 (252 amino acids)
Source: RefSeq, a predicted model, not a curated record
AUGACAACCUUGAAGACCAACAGUUCAAGUAAACGGACGAUAACAGUCAAGACUGAUCAAAUAUCGUCAUCACUACGCAUCCGCGACAACCAACGGCGUUCGCGAGCACGGCGCAAAGAAUAUAUCCAAGAUCUUGAGCAACGCCUACACAAGUUCGAGGUUCUGGGCGUUCAGGCGACACGAGAAGUUCAAGCUGCCGGUCGAAAAGUGGCAGUGGAGAAUACUCACCUCCGGUCGCUGCUCAGACUGCACGGUGUUUCUGACCAGGAGGUCCAAGAGUACUUGACAGCACACACAGCGAACAUUGCUCUCCCUACAUUUCACUCAGGGGCUGUACUAGAGGCGCGGUCGCCUGCGUGGAAAUCUCCAGGUCUAAAUAUAGUCUGCGAAGGUUCCUCGCAACUGAGUUCAUUGAACCGCGAGUACAAAGACUCCUUGCAUGAGAUGGCGGCUACUGAGCCUACUUCAUCGCUCUUGAGCCCAGCCAUUCAUCAACAAGUGACUAUAUCCGAGAACCAAAUCUCCGACGAGGAGCAGCAUGUUCCAGUCGACUCUCCCACUCAUGGUACCUCCAAAUCACAACCACCCAGCAGGAAUCAGAACUCAGGGCAAUCUACUCCAUGCGAAACUGCAGCCAGGAUCAUCACGUCCAUGCGAAACUACUCUGAUGCGCGGGAUGUGCGCUCGGAACUCGGGUGUCAGUCGAGUUCCAACUGCAUGGUGAGGAACAUGGAUAUCUUUCGGCUACUGGAUGAAUGA